AUGUCUCUGAGUGUUUAUGAGGAUCUGAUCUACUUUGAGGAGCUGAACAGAGCAGAUCGAGACGAGAUAACGGUGGUUAUAUACGAGAGUUCAGAUGCUGUAAGAGGCCGUGACACCAACACAAAGAUGGAGGACACCAACACGAUGAGGAUCCUGAAGACACAUCGCUCUGCAGGAAGCAGACGCUACAGACUGGCUGCAGUGGGUCUGGGUCUGCUGUGUGUUCUCCUGCUGACUGCCAUCACAGUGCUGUGGAUCCAGUUCAACCACCUGACUGCAGAGAGAGACCAGUUACAGACCAGUAAAACCAACCUGACUGCAGAGAGAGACCAGUUACAGACCAGUUACACCAACCUGACUGCAGAGAGAGACAGGCUCCAAAGAAGGUUUUCUGAACUGGUAAAAGCCAGUGAGGAGGGAUGGGUCAACUUCAACUUCAGUCUUUACUACGUCUCUACUGAGAAGAAGAUCUGGACUGAGAGCAGAAACGACUGCAGAGAGAGAGGAGCAGACCUGCUGAUCAUCAACAGCAGUUCUGGAUAA
Messenger RNA from Astyanax mexicanus (Mexican tetra), 543 nucleotides. RefSeq names its product C-type lectin domain family 12 member B-like. The record is from RefSeq and is a predicted model, not a curated record. NCBI's taxonomy places the organism in Eukaryota, Metazoa, Chordata, Actinopteri, Characiformes, Acestrorhamphidae. The transcript has 4 exons. The coding region runs from base 1 to 543 and encodes 180 amino acids.